AUGCCGCAUAUUCCUGAGGUUCUACCUAAAUCCAUACCGAUUCCAAGCUUUAUCGUUACCACUUUUUCAUAUGUUUGGUUCUACCUCUACCCGGUGCUAUCACGAAUUCCCGGUGGUGAUUUCCUUAUACACUACGUGAGAAAGUCUCACCAAGAUGAUCCAUAUCGUACAUUUGUUGAAAUCGUAUUAAUUCUGUAUGGAAUUUACUACUAUUUGUCAAAACCACAACAAAAGAAAGGUUUACAAUCAAAUAAACCAAAUUUAAGUCCACAAGAAGUGGAUGACUUAAUUGAAGAAUGGCAACCUGAACCUAUUGUUGAUCCAACUGUAAUGGAUUUACAGAGAUGGAGAUUAGAUGCCAUACCAGUGAUAGAUGGUACAGGUGUUAACAACCGUAUUAACAUUUUCCAAAAUGGUAAAAAGCAUGAAAACGUCUUAAACCUUUCAUCCAACAACUUUUUACAUUUAUCACAAACCCCACGAGUGCAGGACGUUGCUAGAAGUGUUAUCAAGAAUUACGGUGUUGGUGCUUGUGGACCUGCCGGGUUCUAUGGUAAUCAGGACGUGCAUUACAACCUGGAAUACAGAUUAUCGGAUUUCUUCGGUACGGAAUCUGCCGUUCUCUACGGUCAAGAUUUCUGUACUUCAGCAUCAGUGAUCCCUGCAUUCACUAAAAGAGGUGACUUAUUGGUAGCAGAUGAGAAAGUUUCAUUAGCUGUACAAAAUGCAUUGCAAUUGAGUCGGUCUACAGUUUACUAUUACGAACACAACAAUAUGGAAUCUUUGGAGGCAAUUUUAUCCGAGUUAGUCGAAUCUGAAAAGAAGGAAAACUUACCUGCGAUUUCAAGAAAAUUUAUCGUCACUGAAGGUAUUUUCCAAAAUACAGGUGAUAUCCCACCAUUGCCACAAUUGUUCGAGCUAAAAAACAAAUAUAAAUUUAGACUUUUCGUCGAUGAAACCUUAUCACUUGGUGUGUUGGGUAAGUCCGGUAGAGGUUUAACGGAAUAUUUCGGUUUGCCUCGUAAGGAAAGUAUCGACAUUACAGUCGGUUCAAUGGCUCAUGCAUUUGGAUCGUCAGGUGCAUUUGUCUUGGGUGAUGCUGUCAUGUCCCAUCAUCAACGUAUUGGUUCCUAUGCAUACUGUUUCUCAGCGUCAUUACCACCAUACACAGCUCGUAGUGUGGAUGAAGUCUUACGGAUUUUAGAGGAAGAUAAUUCUUCCGUUACUAAAUUACAAAAAUUCUCCAAACUAUUACACAAUGAAUUUUUGACCGAUGCUAAAUUACCCAAAUACUUGGAAAUUACUUCAAGUCCCUUAUCCCCCAUCUUACAUUUACGGUUAACACCAGAAUUUAGAUACAGAAAAUUUGGUUAUUCAGCAGAAGAUCUAUUUUGUGAAACAAUGCACCAGCAAAAACUGGUCGCUACCACUCGUUACAUCGAACCGUAUGAACAGGAGGAAAGAUUUUUACAAAAAAUUGUCGACCGUCUACUGGUGGAAAGUGGUCUCCUAAUUACCAGGAAUAUCAUAGUCGUUAGACAAGAAUCAUUACCCUUUUUGCCAAGUUUAAAGAUUUGUGUCAAUUCAGGCUUACAAGAGAGCGAUAUCGUCGAAUCUUGUAAAUCGAUUAAACAAGUUUUGGUCGAGACUUGUUCUGAGUAG
This is a messenger RNA of Zygosaccharomyces rouxii, 1662 nucleotides long. RefSeq names its product serine C-palmitoyltransferase LCB1 (gene LCB1). Gene Ontology annotation, cellular component: endoplasmic reticulum. Bases 1 to 1662 code for a protein of 553 amino acids. Gene Ontology annotation, molecular function: serine C-palmitoyltransferase activity; pyridoxal phosphate binding. The record is from RefSeq and is a predicted model, not a curated record. The transcript has a single exon. Gene Ontology annotation, biological process: ceramide biosynthetic process; sphingosine biosynthetic process. Lineage: Eukaryota; Fungi; Ascomycota; Saccharomycetes; Saccharomycetales; Saccharomycetaceae.